Molecule: messenger RNA, 474 nt
Organism: Pseudocercospora fijiensis CIRAD86
Lineage: Eukaryota; Fungi; Ascomycota; Dothideomycetes; Mycosphaerellales; Mycosphaerellaceae
Exons: 5
Coding region: 1-474 (157 amino acids)
Source: RefSeq, a predicted model, not a curated record
AUGUCCAUAGUGGAAUCUCGAACACCCGCAUUUUGUGGCUCGUGGAUGGACAUCUCUACGCGGCAGUGGAGCGCGCCUGUGCCACGAGAAAUUCCCUUUCAGUCCGCUCCGGGCCACGGUGAUUUGACUCGCACCAGAAUAGUGCGAGCGGCGAGGCUCCUGAUUAGAUGCUUGGCAGAGGCCGAAGAGCAAGCACGUGCGCCGUGCGGUCCUACGCUCAUAAAACUUCCGCGAGCAUUUCAUGUGUUCUGCUGGGAUUCCUUGUCCUGGACAAUCCUGGAUUUCAUGGUUCGUAACAAAUCAGAAAUCUCAGAUUCUACGGGCCGCUGGGAUCCACUUUCACGCCGAUGCGUCCAGACGCUGUACUCGGAGAGGGGAUGCCCAGCAGCAGCAGGGAGCACUCCCGUCAUUAUUCGGAAUCGAGCCGGCGAACGCCAAUCGCCAACAUCCACGCGACUUUUCUGCGGAGAGUAG